AUGAGGGCGUGGAGGAGUAGCGGGGACGCGAGUGGUAUGUGGACUUUGACAGCGAACUACAUUAGGGAAGCUGCUAGAGUGGUGCUUGGGGUCUCGAAAGGUUACUCUGGAGGUCACAAAGGGGAUUGGUGGUGGAAUGGAGAGGUCCAAGGAAAGAUAGAAGCCAAGAAAACAACGCACUUGAAACUGGUGGAGAGCAAGGACGAAGAGGAGAAGAGGACGAACUGGGAGUGGUACAAGAUGUCCAAGAAAGAGGUGAAGUUAGCGAUUACGACGACUAAAAUGUCAGCAUUUGGACGUUUGUACGAAGAACUUAGUGACAAGGGUGGAGAUAAGAAGCAAUACAGGCUAGCCAGGGUGAGAAAAAGGAAGUCCCGUGCCCGGAUCAGGGGUAUUGUGUUGGAUGAUUUGGAGCACUCCGAGAGUCGACGUGACUUUGGUUUUUGUAGGCGUAUCAAAAUGGGGGAGGUCGAGGGGGCUAUGCGUAAGAUGUGCAGGGGAAGAGCGACUGGGCCAGAUGAAAUUCUGGUAGAAUUUUGGAAGAGUGUGGGUAGAGCUGGCUUGGAACGUCUCACUGGGUUGUUUAACACCAUCUUUAGGACGAAAAGCCUGAAGAAUGGAGGUGGAGUACGAUGA
Molecule: messenger RNA, 636 nt
Organism: Nicotiana tabacum (common tobacco)
Lineage: Eukaryota; Viridiplantae; Streptophyta; Magnoliopsida; Solanales; Solanaceae
Source: RefSeq, a predicted model, not a curated record